This is a messenger RNA of Chrysochloris asiatica (Cape golden mole), 1572 nucleotides long. It is a transcript of the gene GALNS, whose product is annotated as galactosamine (N-acetyl)-6-sulfate sulfatase. The coding region runs from base 1 to 1572 and encodes 523 amino acids. Gene Ontology annotation, molecular function: arylsulfatase activity; N-acetylgalactosamine-6-sulfatase activity. The record is from RefSeq and is a predicted model, not a curated record. Lineage: Eukaryota; Metazoa; Chordata; Mammalia; Afrosoricida; Chrysochloridae. The transcript is spliced from 14 exons.
AUGGCUGCGGUUGCCGCAGAGACAAGGUGGUGGCGGCUGCUGCUGGUGCUGAGCAUUGCGGGGCUGGGGGCCGUGGGUACCCCGCAGCCCCCCAACAUAGUGCUCAUGCUCAUGGACGACAUGGGCUGGGGCGACCUGGGGGUGAAUGGAGAACCUUCCAGAGAGACCCCAAAUCUGGACCGGAUGGCUGCGGAAGGGAUGCUGUUCCCCAGCUUCUACUCGGCCAACCCCCUGUGUUCACCGUCCAGGGCAGCUCUGCUUACUGGACGCCUGCCCAUCCGCAAUGGCUUCUAUACCACUAACGGGCACGCCCGGAAUGGGUACACCCCUCAGGACAUCGUGGGGGGCAUCCCGGACUCGGAGCACCUCCUACCCGAACUCCUCAAGGAGGCCGGCUAUGCCACCAAGAUUGUUGGCAAGUGGCACCUGGGCCACCGGCCCCAGUUCCACCCCCUGAAGCAUGGCUUUGACGAGUGGUUUGGGUCCCCCAACUGUCACUUUGGACCUUACGACAACAAGGCCAAGCCCAACAUCCCGGUGUACAGGGACUGGGAGAUGGUCGGCAGAUUCUAUGAAGAAUUCCCAAUUAACCUGAAGACUGGGGAGGCCAACCUCACCCAGAUCUACUUGCAGGAAGCCUUGGACUUCAUCAAGAAGCAGCAUUCCCGGCAGCGCCCUUUCUUCCUCUACUGGGCCAUUGACGCCACGCACGGGCCUGUCUACGCCUCCAAGCCUUUCUUAGGGAGCAGCCGGAGAGGGCGUUACGGGGACGCUGUGCGGGAGAUUGAUGACAGCGUUGGGCAGAUCCUACAGCUGCUCCGGGGCAUUGGCAUCGCGGAGCGCACCUUCGUGUUCUUCACAUCGGAUAAUGGUGCCGCCCUUGUCUCUGCUCCCAAACAAGCUGGCAGUAACGGACCAUUUCUGUGCGGUAAGCAGACCACUUUUGAAGGGGGCGUGAGGGAGCCAGCGAUCGCAUGGUGGCCCGGGCAUGUGCCUACGGGACAGGUGAGCUACCAGCUGGGCAGCCUGAUGGAUCUCUUCACCACCAGCCUGUCCCUCGCAGGCCUGGAGCCGCCCAGUGACAGGAAGAUCGACGGCCUGGACCUGCUUCCCACCCUCCUCCGGGGCCAGCUGAUUGACAGGCCCAUCUUUUAUUACCGUGGCAACGAGCUGAUGGCUGCCACUGUGGGGCAGUACAAGGCCCACUUCUGGACAUGGACCAACGCCUGGGAGGAGUUCAGACAGGGCAUCGAUUUCUGCCCCGGGCAGAAUGUCUCCGGAGUGACAACUCACACCCAGGUAGAGCACACGUCCCUGCCUCUGCUGUUCCACUUGGGAGAAGACCCAGGAGAGCGCUAUCCACUCAGCUUUGCCAGCGCCGAGUACCAGGAUGCCCUCCGCCGGAUAACCCCAGUCAUUCAGCAGCACCGCGAGACUCUGGUGCCCGGCCAGCCGCAACUCAACGUGUGCAACCCAGCUGUCAUGAACUGGGCGCCCCCGGGCUGUGAAAAGCUGAGCAAGUGUCUGACGCCCCCGGAGUCUGUCCCUGGGAAGUGCUCCUGGCCUCAUUAG